Helobdella robusta is the source of this 786-nucleotide messenger RNA. RefSeq lists its product as hypothetical. The transcript is spliced from 5 exons. The annotation marks the transcript as partial. Gene Ontology annotation, cellular component: cytoplasm. Gene Ontology annotation, molecular function: mannosyl-glycoprotein endo-beta-N-acetylglucosaminidase activity. The record is from RefSeq and is a predicted model, not a curated record. Gene Ontology annotation, biological process: protein deglycosylation. Lineage: Eukaryota; Metazoa; Annelida; Clitellata; Rhynchobdellida; Glossiphoniidae.
CCAAGGACAUUAGUGUGUCAUGAUUUAAAAGGGGGCUAUCUGGAUGAUGAAAAAUGUUUGUUGGGAUGGAAGAUGGAAGGUUACAGAUUCUGGCGAUGGUGGCAAGUCGACAUUUUUGUUUAUUUCAGUCACAAUUUUGUCACAAUUCCUCCAGCUUGUUGGAUAGAUGCUAGUCAUAAGCAUGGGGUACCUAUUUUAGGAACCUUAAUAACAGAGUGGGAUGAUGGUGUGCAGUUGUGUUCCCAAUUCUUAAAGAAUGAUGACGUGAUGGAGAAAUUUGUUAAAAAAUUAGUUGAUAUAACUCUGUACUAUAACUUUGAUGGCUGGCUCUUGAAUAUAGAAAAUAAGCUAGAUUUUAUUGAAAGAAUGUUGAAUUUUGUUGAAAUAUUAACUGAAAGACUACACAAAGUUCAUGCAAAUUCGUUGGUUGUAUGGUAUGACAGUGUCACUAUUGAUGGGAAUUUACUCUGGCAAAAUGAACUUAAUGAUAAUAAUGUGUUGUUUUUCAAUAGAUGUGAUGGUAUAUUCUUAAACUACACGUGGACAGAGGAGAAUUUAAAUGAAACAAUGAAGAGAGCUUCCCUAUUGAACAGACCUGACAAUGUCUUCAUUGGGAUUGACGUAUUUGCCAGAGGCUGUGUUGGCAAAUUUGACGUCUGCAAGUCUAUGGAAAAAAUUAAGUCCCGGAAUCUAUCUAGCGCCAUAUUUGCUCCGUCUUGGACGUUUGAGGCCAUCGGGCGAGAUGUUGAAUUGGGAAAGGAUUUUUUUCAAAAUGAAACUAAGUAA